AUGCCAGUCACUCAGCUGUCCCAGCUCAAGCCGGGCCAAUUAGUUUCGAUCGUCCUCAAAGCAGACCAGCGCACGGGGCGGCAAGUUCAAGGCACCGUCUCCCAACUGCUCACCCGCCACAACCACCCCCGAGGGAUCAAGGUCAAACUGACCGACGGCCGAGUCGGACGAGUCCAGCAGAUUCUCACGCAGGCACAACCAGUGUCGCACGGCAGAAUGUCGUCAAAUAACCCCUGGGCCAGCACUGAAAGCCAAGGGAACCCUUACACCUCACCGACCUCCGAACAACCGAACCAGGGCGCCGCGCAGUCCUACUACCAGUCCCGUCCUUCGCAGCAGAACCAGAACCAGCCGCAGCAGUAUCAGUACCAACAACCGCAACACCAAUCGUCCACGCCGGGGCAAGGGAUCAACCGCUCCGACACCGAGCAGCUGCUGGCGCAGCAGACCGACCGGGCAGAACAGGUCGAGCACAUGCAGCAGUACGAGGCGAAUGCCCGGCAGACAGAGGACGACAGGAUCCAGGCGCAACUCCAGAAAGAGUUCCCGAAUAUUGACAGCAGCCUGAUAGCCGCAAUAUACAAUGAGAGGAAGGGACAGGGCGAUCUGGGCGAGGUCCGGGAGUUGUUGCAAGAAUUGAACACCACUUGA
Messenger RNA from Cladophialophora immunda, 651 nucleotides. RefSeq lists its product as uncharacterized. NCBI's taxonomy places the organism in Eukaryota, Fungi, Ascomycota, Eurotiomycetes, Chaetothyriales, Herpotrichiellaceae. The transcript has a single exon. The record is from RefSeq and is a predicted model, not a curated record. Bases 1 to 651 code for a protein of 216 amino acids.